AUGGCGUACUCGAGAAUGUCCGCGCUAGCCUGUGCACUGCCUCUGGUGGCGCUCGUCCUGGCGUCGCUCUGCCUCAACACCUCCGCCGAGCUCGCCGUCCCCGAGGCUGCCUCGUCCGCGCUUGCCGCUGCCAUGUCCGGCGAUCUGGCUCAGCUCGACGCCACAAAUGCUCUCAGCGACGACGCUGCGACGAGGAGGAUUCUCGACGACGACGACGACGAUGAUGACGAGGACAAGGACAAGAAGAAGAAGGACAAGAAGGAGGACAAGAAGAAGGAGGACAAGAAGUCGAAGAAGUCUCCUCCCACUCCCUCGCCUUCCACUCCCACCACUCCCAACAAGAAGGGCGGCAAGAAGACUCCCCCCACUCCCACAACCCCCGCCACUCCUGGCAAGCCCGCCACUUCCGGCAAGCCCGGCACGCCCGGCGCGGGGAAGCCGGCGGUGAAGCUGAGCGGGUCGGACUCGAAGGUGGUAUCGCUGCUGGAUGCGGCGGCGGUGGACGUGGACAGCGCCAAGGCGAAGCUCUCCGUCAAGACGUACGUCAAGAGCCUCACGGACACGGCGGCGGCGCUGCGCAACGCCGCCAUUCUGAUUCGCACUGGGCAGCGCACGCUGGUGGCGGGGCAGAUCGACAACUCGAUCGCCACCAUCAACGGUGUGAGCAUCAUGCUCCCCGCCGGCGGCGCCGACAAGAGCCUGCUCGCGUCCGCCCUUGGCAAGGCGCAGAGCGCCAAGGCCGCGUGGAAGGCCUGUUCCUGCAAACGCCAUUGCCCUGCUGCCUUCAGGGCAGGCAGCACCUAG
Closterium sp. NIES-65 is the source of this 804-nucleotide messenger RNA. The record is from the annotation of a GenBank genome assembly. Lineage: Eukaryota; Viridiplantae; Streptophyta; Zygnematophyceae; Desmidiales; Closteriaceae.